Molecule: messenger RNA, 420 nt
Organism: Physella acuta
Lineage: Eukaryota; Metazoa; Mollusca; Gastropoda; Physidae
Product: histone H2A
Cellular component (GO): nucleosome
Molecular function (GO): protein heterodimerization activity; DNA binding; structural constituent of chromatin
Source: RefSeq, a predicted model, not a curated record
AUGACUGGAAGAGGUAAAGGCGGCAAAGCUAAGGCUAAAGGAAAGAGCCGUUCAUCUCGCGCUGGACUGCAAUUUCCAGUAGGCAGAAUUCAUCGACUGCUUCGCAAGGGUAAUUAUGCUGAAAGAGUCGGAGCUGGUGCACCAGUUUAUCUUGCUGCAGUUUUGGAAUACUUAGCUGCUGAAGUAUUGGAGUUGGCGGGAAAUGCUGCCAGAGACAACAAGAAGACAAGAAUUAUCCCUCGUCACCUUCAGCUUGCAAUCAGAAACGACGAGGAGUUGAACAAAUUGUUGUCUGGGGUCACCAUUGCUCAAGGUGGUGUUCUUCCAAACAUCCAAGCUGUUCUGUUGCCCAAGAAAUCUGCAGCUGCAGGCGGCGCCACAACAAAGGCCAAGAAGUCUUCACAGUCUCAGGAGUUUUAA